Messenger RNA from Drosophila grimshawi, 1570 nucleotides. RefSeq names its product chitinase-like protein Idgf4 (gene Idgf4). The record is from RefSeq and is a predicted model, not a curated record. NCBI's taxonomy places the organism in Eukaryota, Metazoa, Arthropoda, Insecta, Diptera, Drosophilidae. Gene Ontology annotation, biological process: carbohydrate metabolic process; chitin catabolic process. The transcript is spliced from 4 exons. The coding region runs from base 91 to 1443 and encodes 450 amino acids. Gene Ontology annotation, molecular function: chitin binding. Gene Ontology annotation, cellular component: extracellular region.
CGAUUUCAGUUUUGCGUCUAUCGUAUUCUCAUCGAGUUCACUUAAAGUUUGUCCCGCUUCGAGCUGCGCACAGUUUCAGUUUUACAUUUAAUGCGAGCACAUCAACCAGCCAUGAAACUGUUCGCCCUGCUCCCCAUGCUCCUGGGCUUUCUGGCCAUUGGUCAAAGCAACGCCGCUGUGGGCACCACCCAUUUGCUAUGCUACUACGAUGGCGACAGCUUCAUCCGCGAAGGGCUUUCCAAGCUGACGCUUAACGACUUGGAGCCGGCAAUGCAGUUUUGCACGCACCUGAUCUAUGGUUAUGCCGGUAUCAAUCCCAGCAGCAACAAGCUGGUUAGCACCAAUGAGAAACGCGAUUUGGAUCUGGGUAGCAGCCUGUUCCGCUCGGUGACUGGCUUGAAGAAGAAGUACCCAGCGCUGAAGGUGCUCCUCAGUGUCGGUGGUGAUAGGGAUGCACCUGAGGAGGAGAACUCCAAGUAUCUGACACUGCUGGAGAGCAGCAAUGCCCGCAUCCCGUUCAUCAAUAGCGCCCACUCGUUGGUCAAGACCUACGGCUUUGAUGGUCUCGAUCUGGCCUGGCAGUUCCCCAAGAACAAGCCAAAGAAGGUGCACGGCGGCAUUGGCUCGUUCUGGAAGGGCUUCAAGAAGAUCUUCACCGGCAAUCAUAUUGUUGAUGAGAAAUCCGAGGAGCACAAGGAGGAGUUCACUGCGUUGGUGCGCGAACUGAAGAACGCGUUCCGUCCCGAUGGCUAUAUCCUUGGCCUCAGCGUUCUGCCCAAUGUCAACUCGUCCCUGUUCUAUGAUGUACCUGCUUUGAUCAACAACGUGGACUAUGUGAAUUUGCAUGCUUAUGACUUCCAGACACCCGUCCGCAAUCCGGAGGUAGCCGACUUCACAGCGCCUAUCUAUGAGUUGAACGAACGCAAUCCCGAAUUCAACGUCAACUAUCAGGUGCAAUACUGGCUAAACAAUCAUGCACCCGCCUCCAAGAUCAACGUCGGCGUCGCCACCUACGGUCGUGCCUGGAAGAUAACCAAGGAUUCCGGCUUGACCGGACUACCACCAGUUGCCGAGACUGAUAAUGUUGGCCCUGCUGGUCUUCAGACACAAAUCGCUGGCUUCUAUAGCUGGCCCGAGGUGUGCGCCAAGCUGCCCAACCAGGCCAAUCAGCAUCUGAAGGGCGCUGAUGGGCCACUCCGCAAGGUUGGCGAUCCCACAAAGCGCUUUGGCAGCUACGCCUAUCGCUCCGCCGACGAUAAGGGUGAGAAUGGUCUCUGGGUGAGCUACGAGGAUCCAGACACGGCCGCUCUCAAGGCCGCCUACGUGAAGAGCAAGGGUCUUGGCGGCAUCGCUCUCGUCGACCUCAGCUAUGAUGACUUCCGCGGCGGCUGCACAGGCAACGAAAAAUAUCCCAUUCUGCGCGCCAUCAAGUAUAAGUUAUAAGCGGGCACAUACAUAUAUAUACAUGUCCCUCCACUAUAUAUAUAUAUAUACAUGUCAAUCCACACUUGUAACGCCUUUUUACAACUACUAAAAAAUAUAUAUGUUUUCAUUCCGAGUAAUCACUAAA